Messenger RNA from Dendroctonus ponderosae (mountain pine beetle), 1517 nucleotides. RefSeq names its product proteasomal ubiquitin receptor ADRM1 homolog. NCBI's taxonomy places the organism in Eukaryota, Metazoa, Arthropoda, Insecta, Coleoptera, Curculionidae. Gene Ontology annotation, cellular component: proteasome regulatory particle, lid subcomplex; nucleus; cytoplasm. Bases 159 to 1349 code for a protein of 396 amino acids. The transcript is spliced from 8 exons. Gene Ontology annotation, molecular function: proteasome binding; ubiquitin binding; endopeptidase activator activity. The record is from RefSeq and is a predicted model, not a curated record. Gene Ontology annotation, biological process: ubiquitin-dependent protein catabolic process.
GCCAUUGGCAGGCUGACGGCUGACGUGCAAGACAACUUCAACUUCGAAUUUGACUGUCCAAAAUAAACCCAUUUCCACCAGUCAUUGGGAAGUUUAUCUGGAAUUGCUUUGUUCCAGGUGUUUAAAAAGUUCUCCUUUAUCCUGCCGAUACCUUAAAAAUGCCAGCUGGAGGUGCUUUGUUUGGGAGUGGUGCUGCCGGCCCGGGUUCAACCGGAGGCAACAAGCAUCUGAUUGAAGUGAAAGCUGGAAAAAUGUUCAUGAAAGGCGUUAUGGUACACCCAGAGAAGCGCAAGGGCCUCAUCUACAUCUACCAGAGCGAGGAAUCCCUAAUGCAUUUCUGUUGGCAGGACCGCACCACUGGCACAGUUGAAGACGAUCUGAUAAUAUUCCCGGACGAUUGCGAGUAUGUCAAAGUUCCGCAAUGCACCACCGGACGUGUCUACUUACUGAAAUUCAAAUCGUCCAAUCGACGGUUUUUCUUCUGGUUGCAAGAUUCCAAGACCGAUAAAGAUGAAGACAAUUGCAAGCGCAUCAAUGAACUGCUCAACAACCCAUCCAGUGCGGUGCAGUCUUCGUUAGAACGCCCUGACCAGGACUUACAGGCACUGUUAAGUAGCAUGUCGCAGUCGCAACUGAUGCAGCUGUUUGGAGGCGCAGGCCAGAUGAGUGGGCUUUCGAGUCUGCUGGGAACGAUGAGACAUGUGGGGUGCAAUCGGUCUAACAACCCACCAGCCAUUACUCAUCGUACUAUUGCUGCUACCCCUACCACCACGACCACCACCACCACCAGUCAGAAUGUAUCCAGUUCUCCCGCGACACCCACUAAUGCUGCCAUACCGGUCAGUACUCCUGCGGCUCCACGGCCACCACGAAGCGGUGCCGGCGCCAAUGAGAUAGAUCGAAUUCGAUUGGCCGAUUUACAAAAUUUCCUACAGGAAAUCGCGCCCAUGCCCGCCAGCCAACCAGCAGCUGAGCAGCAAUCAGUGGAUUUAUCGUCUACCUUAACAGGAACCGCUCUGUCUAGCAUCGUGGAUAAUCCGGAUGCGUUGCAGCAGCUGCAAGACCACCUGCCGCCUAUUGGGACCGCUUCUCAAGAGGCCCUGAAGACCACAUUGAGUUCUCCUCAUUUUCAGCAGGCGGUCUCGCAGUUUUCUAGCGCGUUGGAAUCGGGCCAACUCGGUCCGGUCGUAUCGCAGCUCGCGGUAAAUCCCGAAGCUGUGGCGGCCGCCGCUUCAGGCAACAUGCAAGAGUUCGUGAAGGCACUGGAAAAAGCUGAUGCCAAGGAGAAGGCCGAAUCUAAAGACGAGUCCAAAAAGAAGGACGAUGACGACGAGAUGCAGUUGGAUUAGUGCCGUGUUCUGACCGUUGUCCGCCCGCUAUGAGUUCAUAUUACUUUAUGAAAAUUAGCUUGAUGGGUUUGCUGCGAAUUGGGACACUUUAAAAGGUUGCAAUGGCAAACAAAGUCAGUCUGUAAUUUGUCAAAAAUGUCAAUAAAAAUAUAGUUUGGGUUUGCUUGA